AUGGCUGUCGAGAUGAUAACCUACGGACGAGGAGUAGGAGGAGCCUCUUCUCGCUCCCGUCGUCCGUGGAAGUAUGAUGUGUUCUUGAAUUUUUGCGGUCAGGACAAUCGCAAGGAUUUCACUGAUUUUCUAUUUAAUGAGUUGGUCCGGGAUGGGAUUCAUACCUUUAGAGACAACGAAGAGCUGAACAAAGGAGCAGUUCUAUCUUCCCAACUCAUGGAAGCUAUCGAAGGUUCUAGGAUUGCCAUCAUCGUCUUCUCCCAGAAUUAUGCUUUUUCCACCUGGUGCCUUACUGAGCUGGUCAAGAUCCUCGAUUGCAAUAAAAAUGGCCGAAUGGAAAAGGUUUUUCCUGUUUUCUUCAAGGUGGAUCCCUCGAAUGUCAGGAAACAGAGUGGAAUAUAUGAAGAGGCAUUUAAAGAACACGAAGAGCGUUUCAAGGAUCAUGAGAUGGGGAAGGUGAAGACGUGGAGGACUGCUCUCACAGAAGCUGCAGAAAUGGCAGGGUGGGAUCAAAGAAAUGUUGCAGAUGGGUAA
Molecule: messenger RNA, 534 nt
Organism: Macadamia integrifolia
Lineage: Eukaryota; Viridiplantae; Streptophyta; Magnoliopsida; Proteales; Proteaceae
Product: disease resistance protein Roq1-like
Exons: 1
Coding region: 1-534 (177 amino acids)
Biological process (GO): signal transduction
Source: RefSeq, a predicted model, not a curated record